Molecule: messenger RNA, 168 nt
Organism: Funneliformis mosseae
Lineage: Eukaryota; Fungi; Glomeromycota; Glomeromycetes; Glomerales; Glomeraceae
Source: the annotation of a GenBank genome assembly
GUGGACGACCCAAUAAGAAGUUUGGGAAAGUGUGACCAGAUUAUUAGAAUCACUCCAAAUCCAAAUCUCGGUGCCUUCAAUAAUUCCGACCAUGAGUCAACUCGCGAUUAUAUGUUGUUGUAUAUCAUUAUCAAAGCCAUCCUUGUGUCAAUACGGAAUCUUUAUUGA